CUGGCCAGAACACAGGCUCCUGCUCGUCCCUCCGUGGCAUCCCGCUGGGCAGCGACCAUUCCACCCACCCCGGGGAGCCGCCCUUGGCAGACAGCUGCUUCUGUCCCGACCGCUCCUUCAAGGCCUCGAUCAGAGCCCCUGGACCCGACCCGCUAGCUGCGGCUACUCCCGUCAGACGCGGGUCGGCUGGAGGAGCGGGUCAGGCAAGCAAACGAUUACCUACAAAAUAUUGGAGACGGAUCCAGGAUCCAUAAGACUUUACACCUUGAAUCAAGCAUUUAUUUGAUACACUCUUCUAUAUUUCCUUCAUAUCAACUAUAUUAUUUUAAAAGAGAAUUAACAAAUUUGCCAUUAAGAUAUUUUUAAAAAUAAUAUUACCCACACUUUCCAAUGCCUAAGAAUAGCAAAGUGGUAAAAAGAGAAUUAGAUGAUGAGGUUAUUGAAUCUGUCAAAGACCUUCUUUCCAAUGAAGAUUCAGCUGAUGAUGCUUUUAAGAAGAGUGAACUAAUUGUUGAUGUUCAAGAUGAGAAGGAUAUAGAUGCUGAAGAAGUAUCUGAAGUCGAAGAUGAAAGACCAGCUUGGAGCAGUAAGCUACAAUACAUCCUGGCCCAAGUUGGAUUUUCUGUAGGUUUAGGGAAUGUGUGGCGAUUCCCAUACCUAUGUCAGAAGAAUGGGGGUGGUGCAUAUCUUUUGCCAUAUUUAAUACUGCUUAUGGUAAUAGGUAUUCCACUUUUUUUCCUGGAACUUUCUGUGGGUCAAAGAAUUCGGAGAGGAAGCAUUGGUGUGUGGAAUUACAUAAGCCCAAAACUGGGUGGUAUUGGAUUUGCGAGUUGUGUGGUGUGCUUUUUUGUGGCUCUCUACUACAAUGUCAUCAUUGGCUGGAGUUUGUUUUAUUUUUCUCAGUCUUUUCAGCAGCCUCUGCCUUGGGAUCAGUGUCCUUUGGUGAAAAAUGCUUCACAUACUUUUGUGGAGCCAGAAUGUGAAAAAAGUUCUGCCACCACCUAUUACUGGUACAGAGAAGCACUGAAUAUUUCCACUUCCAUCUCUGAAAGUGGGGGCUUAAACUGGAAGAUGACCAUUUGCUUGCUGGCUUCCUGGGUCAUGGUUUGCCUGGCUAUGAUCAAAGGCAUUCAAUCUUCUGGAAAAGUCAUGUAUUUUAGUUCUCUGUUCCCAUAUGUGGUACUUAUAUGCUUCCUAAUUAGAGCACUCUUUUUAAAUGGUUCAAUUGAUGGCAUCCGACACAUGUUUACCCCUAAGCUUGAAAUAAUGCUGGAUCCCAAAGUCUGGAGAGAAGCUGCUACUCAGGUGUUCUUUGCCUUAGGUCUGGGGUUUGGUGGCGUCAUUGCCUUUUCGAGCUACAACAAAAGAGACAACAACUGCCACUUCGAUGCUGUGCUGGUGUCCUUCAUCAAUUUUUUUACUUCUGUGUUGGCAACAUUGGUGGUAUUUGCAGUUCUGGGCUUCAAAGCGAAUGUCAUAAGUGAGAAAUGCAUCGCAGAAAAUUCAAAAAUGAUUGUAACAUUUUUGAAAAUGGGCAACAUUAGUCAGGAUAUUAUUCCCCCUCACAUCAACUUAUCAGCUGUUACUGUAGAAGAUUAUCACUUAGUUUAUGACAUCAUUCAAAAAGUGAAAGAAGAAGAGUUUCCUGCUCUUUACCUCAAUUCCUGUCAAAUUGAAGAUGAACUAAAUAAAGCAGUUCAGGGAACUGGGUUAGCUUUUAUUGCCUUCACAGAGGCAAUGACACAUUUCCCUGCAUCUCCCUUCUGGUCGGUGAUGUUUUUCCUCAUGCUGGUGAAUCUUGGGCUCGGCAGCAUGUUUGGAACCAUCGAAGGGAUCAUCACGCCUAUUGUGGACACUUUCAAAGCGAGGAAAGAAAUUCUUACUGUUAUCUGUUGUCUUCUGGCAUUUUGUAUUGGCCUGAUAUUUGUGCAACGCUCUGGAAAUUACUUUGUUACAAUGUUUGAUGAUUAUUCUGCUACACUGCCUCUUCUAAUUGUAGUCAUUUUGGAGAAUAUUGCUGUAUCCUUUGUCUAUGGCAUAGAUAAGUUUAUGGAAGACCUAAGAGAUAUGCUGGGCUUUGCUCCCAGCAGAUAUUACUACUAUAUGUGGAAAUAUAUUUCUCCUCUGAUGCUCUCAUCACUGCUAAUAGCUAGUAUUGUGAAUAUGGGAUUAAGCCCUCCUGGCUAUAACGCAUGGAUUGAAGAUAAGGCAUCUGAAGAAUUUCUGAGAUAUCCUACAUGGGGAAUGGUUGUCUGUAUCUCUCUGAUGGUCCUAGCCAUACUCCCUGUCCCGGUUGUCUACAUCGUUCGUCGCUGCAACCUGAUAGAUGAUAGUUCUGGCAAUUUAGCUUCUGUGACCUAUAAGAAAGGAAGGGUCCUAAAGGAGUCGGUAAACUUAGAGGGAGAUGAUGCAAGCCUCAUUCAUGGAAAGAUACCAAGUGAGAUGUCAUCUCCAAAUUUUGGUAAAAAUAUUUAUCGGAAACAGAGUGGAUCACCGACUCUGGAUACUGCUCCCAAUGGACGAUAUGGAAUAGGGUAUUUGAUGGCAGAUAUGCCAGAUAUGCCAGAAUCUGACUUGUAGCUGGGGGGAGAAAUCAGUGGGUUUUAUUUAGUUCAUUUUUGUCAGUGAACAUUGGCUCCAUGAAGAGAAGCAUUAGGCUUCACUUAUCAGAGGGUGAUCUCAGGUGUUUCAUGGCUGUGAUCUUCAACCCUAACGGUGUAUGUAAAUUCAGCUAGAAUGUUCCUUUGGAUUCUUUGGUUUACAUUUGCACAGGCAGAGUUACAGAGAAAGCUUAUGAUGACAAGGGUUCAUGCUUGUCAGAAUUUUUAAAAAUACUUUUGGUAUUUUUUUCAAGUAUUUCUAUCUCUAAAAAAAACAGGAGUUACCUCAGUUUCUAAUAAUUUCUGGAUGUAAUAGUAUUUGUAAUUGAAAAAUGGUAUACUUCAAAAUGUAUAAGUUUGCCCUCAGGUUAACUCCCGGUAUUACAAUGAAUGGUUCUGUGAGUCGGUGCCUCUCAGCACAUUUCCAUGAAUAUAUUGUGUAGAUAGGCUGUACUUAUUUUGGUAGCAUUGAUACCUUGGUAGGCAAUUAGUUGAAAAAAACUGCAAAAUAUUUUCUUAUGUAAUAGUUAUAUAGAGCAAUAGUAUCAAAGAAUAAGAAGGCACUAAUGUUGGGAUGAAAGAUUGUAUUCAGGGUGACUAAGGAUCAUGUGUGCGAUGGCUGUAUAUUUUGUGUAAAAUAUAUGUGAAAAUGAUCUAAGUAUGAGUCACUCAGCACUCUCAAGAAUUAUGCAGAUCCCGCAUUUUUCUAUGCCAUGUGCCUAAAAAACUACUUGAUAUUUAUUGGGAAUUCAAGAUUACUCAUAGUAUAUUUAUAUAAUAUACUUGCAAUGUAUAUAGGUGAAUAACGGUACUCUAAGUACUGAUUUGAAAACUUGAAGCAAGAUGGCAUUUUAUUUCAUAUAUUAUUUCUGUUUUGCUUCUGUUUUAUGCAAAUAUAAAUCCUUUUUUAAGUGAUUGUUAAAGUUGUAUGACAUUACAUUUUAAGCUACAAAUAA
Phyllostomus hastatus (greater spear-nosed bat) is the source of this 3556-nucleotide messenger RNA. It is a transcript of the gene SLC6A15, whose product is annotated as solute carrier family 6 member 15. Gene Ontology annotation, cellular component: plasma membrane. Gene Ontology annotation, biological process: sodium ion transmembrane transport; L-leucine transport. The coding region runs from base 391 to 2580 and encodes 729 amino acids. The record is from RefSeq and is a predicted model, not a curated record. Gene Ontology annotation, molecular function: proline:sodium symporter activity. The transcript has 12 exons. Lineage: Eukaryota; Metazoa; Chordata; Mammalia; Chiroptera; Phyllostomidae.